Molecule: messenger RNA, 1800 nt
Organism: Gastrolobium bilobum
Lineage: Eukaryota; Viridiplantae; Streptophyta; Magnoliopsida; Fabales; Fabaceae
Product: probable indole-3-acetic acid-amido synthetase GH3.1
Exons: 3
Coding region: 1-1800 (599 amino acids)
Cellular component (GO): cytoplasm
Molecular function (GO): acid-amino acid ligase activity
Source: RefSeq, a predicted model, not a curated record
AUGGUCGUUGAGAUGUCAUCCCCUCUUGUCCCUGUUUCAGCUAGUGAUGAGAAGAGCGUAAAAGCACUGCAGUUCGUUGAAGAAAUGACCCGAAACACUGACUCUGUCCAGGAGCGUGUCCUGGCCGAGAUUCUGAGCCAAAACGCUGAGACAGAGUACCUGAAGCGGUUUGGGCUCAAUGGAGCCACUGACCGUGACACUUUCAAGUCCAAGGUACCUGUCGUUACUUACGAGGAUCUGCAGCCUUAUAUUCAACGCAUUGCUAAUGGUGACCGCUCUCCCAUCUUUUGCAAUCGCCCAAUCUCCGAGUUUCUAACCAGUUCUGGAACUUCUGCCGGAGAAAGAAAAUUGAUGCCGACCAUUCAUGAAGAGAUGGACCGUCGCCAGUUACUGUACAGCCUACUCAUGCCGGUUAUGAACCAAUACGUGCCUGAUUUGGACAAAGGGAAAGCGCUUCAUUUCCUGUUUAUUAAAGCAGAGACCAAAACUCCCGGUGGGUUAGUGGCACGUCCAGUGCUCACGAGCUAUUACAAGAGUGAACAAUUCAAGAACAGGCCAUUUGACCCAUACAAUGUGAUAACAAGCCCAAAUGAAACCGUCCUUUGCCCUGAUUCCUUUCAAAGCAUGUAUACCCAGAUGCUAUGUGGCAUCAUCAUGCGCCACGAAGUCCUCAGAGUUGGAGCUGUUUUUGCCUCUGGCCUUCUCAGAGCCAUUCGAUUCCUUCAGCUUAACUGGCAGCAAUUAGCACAUGACAUCUCCACUGGAACCCUAAACUCCAAGAUCACAGAUCCUUCCAUCAAGGAAUGCAUGGCUAGCAUCUUGAAACCUGACCCAGAACUUGCUGAUUUCAUCACGAAGGAAUGCUCCGGAGAAAACUGGGAACGUAUAAUCCCAAGGAUUUGGCCCAACACAAAGUACCUUGACGUGAUAGUCACGGGUGCUAUGGCUCAGUAUAUUCCCACACUUGAUUAUUACAGUGGUGGCCUACCUAAGCCUUGUACCAUGUACGCCUCUUCUGAGUGUUAUUUUGGGCUUAACCUCAAGCCUAUGUGCGAUCCCUCUGAGGUUUCUUACACAAUUAUGCCAAACAUGGGUUACUUUGAGUUCUUACUCCAUGAUGACUCGUCUCCUAUAACUCUGUCUCGUGACUCGCCACCUCGCCUGGUGGACCUAGCCGAUGUUGAACUUGGUAAAAGGUAUGAGCUGAUUAUAACAACCUAUGCUGGUCUUUGCCGUUACCGUGUGGGCGAUAUCCUCCAAGUAACUGGGUUCCACAACUCAGACCCGCAGUUCCGAUUCGUGAGGCGAAAGAACGUCUUGUUGAGCAUUGAUUCGGAUAAGACAGACGAAGCUGAACUGCAAAAAGCUAUUGAAAAUGCUUCUGAGUUACUGAAGGAAUUCAAUACCAGCAUAGUUGAGUACACGAGCUUUGCUGAUACUAAAUCCAUCCCAGGACAUUACGUGAUUUACUGGGAAUUGUUGAUGAAGGACUCUUCUUACCCGCCAACAAAUGAAGUUCUGAACAAGUGCUGCUUAGUCAUGGAAGAGUCACUGAACUCGGUUUAUAGACAAGGAAGAGUCGCCGACAAUUCUAUUGGACCAUUGGAGAUACGAGUGGUGAUGAAUGGAACCUUUGAGGAGCUGAUGGACUACGCUAUCUCGCGGGGUGCUUCCAUUAACCAGUAUAAAGUACCAAGGUGCGUGAGCUUCACACCCAUAGUGGAACUACUCGAUUCUAGGGUGGUCUCCUUUCAUUUUAGCCCAGCUGCACCGCACUGGACCCCAGAACGUCGUCGUUGA